Molecule: messenger RNA, 3124 nt
Organism: Spodoptera litura
Lineage: Eukaryota; Metazoa; Arthropoda; Insecta; Lepidoptera; Noctuidae
Gene: RASSF8
Product: ras association domain-containing protein 8
Biological process (GO): signal transduction
Source: RefSeq, a predicted model, not a curated record
UCAAGCUUAUGUCAGCGACGUGUUUCUAAACGAAAAUUUCUCAUAAAUUCAUAACCCACUUGGAGCUUUUAUUUUUCUUUAUUGUGUUGUUGGUAUGUUUGUGUUGAGUUUAGGCUUAUAUUGUGAGACGAAAAAAUCUCGCGUUGGUCAAAUAGUGAUAAAAUGACAUCUUAAGUGAAUAUGUCGUUUAUGAGUUGAUUGUGAACAGUGUGAAAUUAAUGGAGCUGAAGGUCUGGGUCGAGGGAAUACAAAGGAUUGUUUGUGGGGUUACUGAGACCACAACCUGCCAGGAUGUAGUUUUUGCAUUAGCUCAUGCCACUGGUAAAGUGGGCAGAUUCACUCUGAUAGAGCGGUGGCGGAAUAAUGAGCGGCUACUGGCGCCACAGGAAUAUCCCCUGAAGAUCCUAAUGAAAUGGGGAGAGUACUCCAAUGAUAUUCAGUUUAUAUUAAGACGGUCAGACUCUGGCAACAACCAGAAACAACAACCUACCAAUAGUUCCAGGUCUCCUAUAGGAAAUGGGGGCCAUACUGCAUCAAAUCCUAACAUGCUUGACAGCCAGAACUCACCAAAUAGGAUGUCAACAACACCUACUUAUAGCAAUAAUAAUCCAAAUAAUACAUCACCUGGCAACCCUGUUGGAGUAGUCAAGGGAGUGCAACAAGCCAAAACACCUGAGUCUGACAGCCCUGUGCUGAAAGAUGUACCGCCAUACAGAGAACCACCACCGCCAUAUCGUUCGCCACCCCCACCGUCUCAAGCAGUCAGGAAGUCUCCGAACCGCAUGCGUCCGAACAGGCCACAGCACAUGUCUCCCGUGAACUUGCCAGAAGAGAGUCAGGAAAACAGGAGUCCUGAGGCAGUCAGCUAUAAUAAUCAGUAUAGGGAGCUAGUUUCUCUUGUUAAUUAUCAAAGGGAGAAGCUUUCAAGUCAACAAGUGGAUCUUAUCAAGUAUGACGCAGAGAUCGGCUUCUGGGAAAACAAAGGUCGGGAGCAGGAAAGACAGGUGGAAUUAUUACAGCAACAAAUUAGCUCAGCGGACAACCAACUGCGGAUCAGUACUGAACAGGUACAAGCACUGAACUACGUAGAAGAAGAAGGUGAAAUAGUGAAACAAAAUGAGAAGACGAUAAAGUCUGAGAUAGUACUGGUGCGGUCAAAGCUUGCCAACUGUGAGACGGAACUGUUGCAAUGUAAGAACAAGAUUAGGAAGCUCAUGGAGGAGAUACAUAAUGAGCAGAGGAUUAUCAACAGUCGUCAUCAGGAUAAUAGGCAGUCGCUGGAGCGAUCAAUGCUCGCUGAAAUGGAGAGUUUACAAAGUCAGAUACAGCAGGCGAAACACGCGACUGAAAUCAACAAUCUCACCGCUGAGAAUUUGAAGAGAGAGGUUGGAGUACUAGAAAAUGCCAUAAUGGAGAAGAAGCGCCAAGUGGAGCGGCUGGUGCAAGAGAUGAAGGAAGCCAACUUGCAGAGCCUGACCGGCAGCGUGGACGAGCUGCGCCAUCCGUUGGACGGGCUAUGCAAGGCAGGUAGCGCUCGUAGGAUCAUCGGGUCUCCGAGACAGCUAGAGAAUGCGGCGCCCACCAAUAAGAACCCCCACGGCGUAUGGGUAUAAUCCAAUGAAACAUUACUAUAAGAUCGGCCAUUCAUGUUCCCCCUAUUUAAAUGCAACGGCCUAAUUUAAGUAGCGAAGCAAUUCAUUAGAUCAAAAUAGAUAUAAUUUUUACAUUGGGUUUCUGAAUCAAAUUGAUCAAAUGUUGAAUCUCACAAUUUUAUUAUAAAUAUUUAGCUGUGUUUCUGUUCAAAAAUAAUUUGUCUUCUCAAAGUACUAAUAUGUAUAAUAAAAAAACUUUCUUGUAAUUCUCACAUUAGUAGGCCUGCCUCCUGAAAAGAUACCUCGGUGUUAUCUCAGCAUUAUUUAGAAUUUUACAAUUUUAUUUACUAAGUUAACACUUUAACCUUUUUAUAUUUGUUUGUUUGAUUUGGAAACCCAGCCUCAGUGCUGCUAUACAAUGUGCACGAUAUUAUCUUGUGGUACUUUCUAUAGCUUAUGGUAGCGGUUAAUUUAUUAGUAUUUGUGUUCAAAUUAGUGUCAUAUUUAAUUAUUAUUUUGUCACAAAUUAUUUUUUUUAUAAGUGUGUAUUGGAAUAUUUAAUGGAGUGUACUUAAAAGUAUCGGCUUGAUAUUUUUACCUUACACUGAAAGUAUUAUUUUGUCUUGCCGUAUAGUUAACGUUUUUUUGAUAUUGAUCGAUAUUGGAAUUAGAUGGAACAAGUGCAUUUCAAUUGUUAACAAUAUUAUUUAGUUGCGUGUAUCGUGUGUUGUGUUUUGUGUGAAUUUUAAUAAAAUGCGAUAUAUAAUCGUAGGUUUGAAACUAACAACGCAUUAGUUACAAAUUACUCGCAAUCAGUUAUCCAUUUCAGUAUCUAGUUUCGUAAUUUUAUCCCAUCUAUUAUUGUGUUCUGUAUUUCGGAGAUUAUUUUUAACUAGGAAAUGUGGAGCGGUGAGUGAUGAGCCAUGUUGAGUAAUAUUGAGCAAGCUUGUUUUUAAUGUGUGCUCCUAAUGCUCGAAUGCUGAAACGCUUCACAAUUUUAAACUGCACUUAUGCCUCUUGUUAUCAAAUAAGACGCAGCUUAAAAUUGAGGAGUGUUGUGUAUAAGUAUUAUGCCUCUUGCACUGCACUGUAGCUGCAAAUAGGUGUGCUAAGUUAAAGUGAAAUAUCAAUGUACCAUUUCAAUGUAUUUAUAAGAAUUACACUUCACUAUAUUACGAAUCUCUACGACCUAUAUUACUGUUUAAAAAACUAUUUACACUACGAUUAAUUUGCAAUAUAGAUACUUAAUUAUAAUAAUAAAUCUAGUCGAAAGUUUAAGCCAUUGCAAUAUUUUAUAAACAAAUAUUAACCUUGAUUUUAGAAGCAUUUUAAAUAUAAUAAUGGCAUUUAUGACAAAUCAAAUUAUUAAUAUUAUAGUGUAAUAGAUGUAGUGUGUACUCGCUGCGUAUUAUUUAGAUGUUCUAUGAGACUUGAAGAAUAUAGUAUGUUUUGUUUCCUACAUGGCAACUAAUUGUAACUAGAUGAUUUGUGUAUACUUCAUAUUAUAAAUAAAGGACAUAUUGUAUACUGCA